Lepus europaeus (European hare) is the source of this 494-nucleotide messenger RNA. RefSeq names its product ubiquinol-cytochrome c reductase complex assembly factor 2. The record is from RefSeq and is a predicted model, not a curated record. Lineage: Eukaryota; Metazoa; Chordata; Mammalia; Lagomorpha; Leporidae. Gene Ontology annotation, cellular component: mitochondrial matrix. The transcript is spliced from 4 exons. Bases 36 to 446 code for a protein of 136 amino acids. Gene Ontology annotation, biological process: mitochondrial respiratory chain complex III assembly.
CUCCUCCCCCAGGGGCGGGAACAGCGGGGCCCAUCAUGGCCGCCAGCCGAUACCGGCGUUUUCUUAAGCUCUGUGAGGAAUGGCCAGUGGACGAGACCAAACGGGGCCGGGACUUGGGUGCUUACCUGCGGCAGCGGGUCGCACAGGCCUUUCGGGAGGGAGAAAACACCCAGAUUGCAGAGCCAGAGGCCUGUGAUCAGAUGUACGAGAGCUUAGCACGGCUCCAUUCCAACUACUACAAACACAAGUACCCUCGGCCCAGAGACACCAGCUUCAGCGGCCUGUCCCUGGAGGAGUACAAGCUGAUCCUGUCCACAGACACCUUGGAAGAGUUUAAGGACAUGAACAAAGGCAUGUGGAAAAAACUGCAGGAGAAGUUUGCCUCCAAGAGCCCCGAGGAGAAGCACAAGGCCUGGGCGCGGGCCUUAUCUCGCCCGCCGACCUAAGUGUGGCGCCUUUGAUGUUGCCCUUGUCAAUAAAUCACCCGACCCCGA